AGACUCUGCCAUCCAAUGAUUUCCGUGGAUUCCAAGAGUAGGGAGGACGGGAUGGAGGAGAUGCAAAGCAGAUAGUGCUGGGUCCCUGAUGCCGGGAGAACCGAGUGCCCGGGUAAUCGGAGUCGGGUCCUGGGAGUACUGAAAUAGGCCUGCUGGGAACAGGACUUCUAAAAGACAAACAUGUCUGGAAGACUGUGGUGCAAGGCCAUUUUUGCUGGCUAUAAGCGAGGUCUCCGGAACCAAAGGGAACACACAGCUCUUCUUAAAAUUGAAGGUGUUUAUGCCCGCGAUGAAACUGAAUUCUAUUUGGGCAAGAGAUGUGCGUAUGUGUACAAAGCGAAAAACAACACAGUGACUCCAGGUGGCAAACCAAACAAAACCAGAGUGAUCUGGGGAAAGGUAACUCGAGCCCAUGGAAACAGCGGCAUGGUUCGUGCCAAGUUCCGAAGCAACCUUCCUGCUAAGGCCAUUGGACACCGAAUCCGUGUGAUGCUGUACCCGUCAAGGAUUUAAACUAAUGAAAAAUAAAAGUGGAUUUGUGCUCUUGUAUUUUU
Heterocephalus glaber (naked mole-rat) is the source of this 554-nucleotide messenger RNA. RefSeq names its product ribosomal protein L35a (gene Rpl35a). The record is from RefSeq and is a predicted model, not a curated record. Gene Ontology annotation, biological process: translation. Lineage: Eukaryota; Metazoa; Chordata; Mammalia; Rodentia; Bathyergidae. Gene Ontology annotation, cellular component: ribosome. Gene Ontology annotation, molecular function: structural constituent of ribosome.